Molecule: messenger RNA, 7309 nt
Organism: Acanthochromis polyacanthus (spiny chromis)
Lineage: Eukaryota; Metazoa; Chordata; Actinopteri; Pomacentridae
Product: voltage-dependent calcium channel beta subunit-associated regulatory protein-like
Biological process (GO): negative regulation of calcium ion-dependent exocytosis; negative regulation of voltage-gated calcium channel activity
Cellular component (GO): secretory granule; plasma membrane
Molecular function (GO): transmembrane transporter binding
Source: RefSeq, a predicted model, not a curated record
AAAUUAACUAGCUUAAAAAUAAAUAUGUCAUGUCCUACUUGUAAGUAAAAUAAAAAAAAGAUUUAUGUUACCCAGUAACAUAUGUCUGCACUUGCUUUGUUGUUGUGAGCAACAACAAAAGGCAUAACAAUGUGUUAACUUCACCAUUAGAGAACCUUGAUAUUCUCCGCAGUUAGGAGGAAAAUAGGUGCAUGAUUUGUGUUGGCAAUCAGCUAAAAUGAGUUGGAAAAUAUCAUUUUGACAAAAAAUUAAAUAUCAAAUCUGUGUCUCUAGAUAAAAACAUUCUAUCAAGAUGUGCAGCUAUUUGAAACAUGCUAUUCAAUUCGUGGUUAAUCACAGGGCAAACUCUUGUGUAGAUACCUCUAACCUUAAUCAUAUCAAUUUAUGGCAUCAUUUUUAUCUUUAUACAGCACAGUUGUACUGUUUGCUGAUUUUUAAAAAGCGAAGAAAAGGUCAUGUACAAUAUUGUUGAGAAUUUAAUAUGAUGUCUGUGAUCAAGUGGUGGGAUAAACUCCUUUUUUUUUUAAAAGAGGGAUAAAAUCUAGAUUUUCUCUAUGGCAUGUUAGCAUCAAGACAUUUAUAGGUUGGUAAUAUGUCAGUGUUGUGUUUAUACACUAUAUUGCCAAAAGUAUUCACUCACCUGCCUUGACUCGCAUAUGAAUGUAAGUGACAUCCCAUUCCUAAUCCAUAGGGUUCAGUAUGACGUCGGUCCACCCUUUGCAGCUAUAACAGCUUCAACUCUUCUGGGAAGGCUGUCCACAAGGUUUAGGAGUGUGUUUAUGGGAAUUUUUGACCAUUCUUCCAGAAGCGCAUUUGUGAGGUCACACACUGAUGUUGGACCAGAAGGCCUGGCUCUCAGUCUCCGCUCUGAUUCAUCCCAAAGGUGUUCUAUCAGGUUGAGGUCAGAACUCUGUGCAGGCCAGUAAAGUUCAUCCACACCAGACUCUGUCAUCCAUGUCUUUAUGGACCUUGCUUUGUGAACUAGUGCACGGUCAUGUUGGAAGAGGAAGGGGCCAGCUCCAAACUGUUCCCACAAAGUUGGGAGCGUGGAAUUGUCCAAAAUGUCUUGGUAUGCUGAAGCAUUCAGAGUUCCUUUCACUAGAAGUAAGGGGCCAAGCCCAACUCCUGAAAAACAACCCCACACCAUAAUCCCCCCUCCACCAAACUUUACACUUGGCACAAUGCAGUCCGACAAGUAUCGUUCUCCUGACAACUGCCAAACCCAGACUGGUCCAUCAGAUUGCCAGAUGGAGAAGUGAGAUUGGCCACUCCAGAGAAGGCGUCUCCACUGCUCUAGAGUCCAGUGGCGGCGUGCUUUACACCACAGCAUCCGAAGCUUUGCAUUGCACUUGGUGGUGUAUGGCUUGGAUGCUGCUGCUCGGCCAUGGAAACCCAUUCCAUGAAGCUCUCUGCUGAAGCACUGUUCUUGAGCUAAUCUGAAGGCCACAUGAAGUUUGAAGGUCUGUAGUGAUUGAUGCUGCAGAAAGUUGACCACCUCUUGGCACUAUGCUCCUCAGCAUCCACAGACCCCGUUCCAUCAGUUUACGUGGUCCUACCACUUGGUGGCUGAGUUACUGUCGUUCCCAAACACUUCCACUUUCUUAUAAUACAGCUGACAGUUGACUGUGGAAUAUUUAGGAGCGAGGAAAUGUCACGACUGGAUUUGUUGCACAGGUGGCAUCCUAUCACAGUUCCACGCUGGAAUUCACUGAGCUCCUGAGAGCGACCCAUUCUUUCACAAAUGUUUGUAAAAGCAGUCUGCAUGCCUAGGUGCUUUAUUUUAUACACCUGUGGCCAUGGAAGUGAUUGGAACACCUGAUUCUGAUUAUUUGGAUGGGUGAGCGAAUAUUUUUGAGAAUAUAGUGUACAUGUAAGCAGCAUUUUAGUGUUGUAGCUGACUGAGGUUAUAUUCAUUGAUACUAAUUUCCCCUCUGAAACAUAACAGAAUAUACAGUACAGCAGGACAAAAUGGCAAUAGUCAAGUAAAGUGGAAAUAGCUAUAAAAAGCACUUGUGUGAAGGUACUACUACAAAACUACUAAUCUGUGUUCAUGGUUGUACGCUACCAGGAUGUGCCAGUGUCGGCCGGCCAGGUGGAGAACUAUGUUCUGCUGUUAGUGCUGCUGAGUGUUUUCGCCGGCGGGACGCUGGUCCUGCUGUCCCUGCUGCUGCUCUUCUGUCAUCGCUGCUGCAUGGGUGGACGGCGCUACUCCAGAGCCAGCGAUGACCCUGAGAAGACAAACACUACUUACGCUGAGGACUCUCAGCCCACGCAAGAAAUCACCAUUCGUCUGGAUGAAUCAGACGCACUCUCAGCAUCCAGCUGUCACGAUGGAGAAUCAGAGCGAUUUGUCUCCACGGGGUCGACUGGACGCAGAGUCUCCUUCAAUGAAUCUGCACUUUUCGAACAGGAGAAGACGACUCAGGACAAAGGACGCAGGUACACUCUGACUGAAGGAGACUUCCACCACCUGAAGAAGGCCCGGCUGACCCACCUCCACCUGCCUCCGGCCCCCUGUGACCUGAAGAUCCUCACCAUCAUGGAGUGCGACUCAACAGAGAGCAGCACCAUCAACAUCAGUGAGACUCCUAAACUGCCCCUCUCCAUCUACCAGCCCACAGAGAGGAGAGUCCCUGACUGGAUGGGUCAGAGCCUCAGUGGAGGUCUGCCAGGAGACCCCCACCACUCCAUCAUUCUGGACCAGGGACCCAGGCAGCAGCCUCCUACCAUGAAACCACAGCACACACGGUCCCAGACAAUGGAGGCUAUCGGGGACAGGGGGGAGGCUGAGAGCGAAAGGGGGCAGAGAAGAGAGUCGACUCCGGCUUCAGGCCAGACUUCAGUUCUACAUUUCUUCUCUAAAUUGCGGCGCCACGCCAGUCUGGAGGGAGCUGGGCCUUACUUUAGGAGGUGGAAGUUUGACACCAGUCACCGGGCUGCCAGUCUGGAUGCCAAAGGAUCCCCCAAGAGAAGGCCCUUUCAGAGACAGAGAGCUGCAAGUGAAACCACUGAUCACACAGAAGAUGACUCUUCUCCUCUUCGAGAUGAGGCCAUUGAAUCUUUCCCACACACUCCCAUCCAGACCAGUGGCUUCCAGUCGCUCUCUGCAGAGUCUCUGACUCAUCCCACAUCUGCACCCACAUCUUCAGUCUUCCUCAGCAGGCUAAAACUGGAGGCCAUGGUGGAGGUAGGUAGCAGCAGCACCAGGAGAGAGGAACUCUGUUUGCCAUCAGACAGGUGUCUGGCCCAGAAGCAAGAGGAAGCUGCAGUUAAUGGAACAGAAGAGGAGAACGAAACAAUGUUCGGUGGAGCUAUGAGAUCAAAAGCAGGAGACGAGCUACAAUCAGCAGAAGAUGACGACUUGUUCGGGAUGCAACAAAAAGCUGCCAUUCAGGAAAGGUUUGAAGACAUGUUAAAGAAAAGUAAAGACACGAAAACAGACAGUGGGGCGACAGAUGUGGGGAAAAAGAAGGAGGUGGAGAUAGAUGAAGGAGAUGAGGUGGUGUUGGGAGCGGAGGCCAGACGAAGGACUGACUCAGGCUCAUCUUUUUCCUUCAUGAUUCGCCAGGAGAGCUUGGAGGCUCCUCCUUCCUUAUACAAAGACAUUUGGAGCUUGCGAGCCUCUCUGGAACAAUACGCCUCCUCAGACCAGAGCAGCACAGAUCGGGAGUCCAUCCGCAGUGACGCCGACAGCGUCUCAUCGAUCGGUGGUGCAGGAGCUCGAUCGGGUCUGGACAGCUGCUUGUCCCAAGAUUUGGACGAUGAGCCUGAAGGAGAAGGGGAGGGAGAAGCGAUGGAUGGAGGAAGCAGAGGAGCAUCAGGUAUAGACAGUGAGAUGGGGAGUGGAGCAGGGGGAGAGUGAGGGGGAAACAGGAAGCUCCUCCAAAUGGACAGUGGCUAUGCCUCCAUAGAAGCACCAUCCAGGGCCCCUGAUGAGAUGCGGCUGUUCGGGACUCCUGGAGCGCCUCGAGGGAAGACAGCGUCUGAGAGAAGGUUGUUUUUCACAAGCUCUGGAAGAAAAGGCUCGGUGUGUGAGAGCAUCGAGGCCCGGCUGUUUCAGGAGGAGCUGGAGGAAGAGAUGGCGGACGGCAUGGACAGAGAUGGGAAACUCAAGGAGAAACCUCAGACUGGCAGCCAGUCUUUCACCCUUCAGGAACCAUAUCAGCUUAUGAAAUCCCUUCAUCCUCAGAAGUCUCCAGAAUCACAGACACAGCUGAUGUCGCCACUGGUGAAGCCAAUCUCACAGCCCUCCAGUCCCCACCGACCCCGUCUCCGCCGCCGUGACUACAGCAUCGACGAGAAGACAGAUGCCCUUUUUAACGAGUUCCUUCGCCACGACCCACGGUUUGACCAGCAGGACUCUCCGUUACGCUCCAGGCACAGAUCCAGAGUUCACCUCCGGAAACAGUGGCAAAGACAUAAGCAAUACAGCGACCCAGGGUCUAGCACUGGGGGAAGGUACUCCCCAUCUUUGGAGAGGCAGCGGUUCACUCCUCUGAGGAGGGGAGACAGUGCUGGCUACCCUCUGGACACCAGAUAUCACAGCACCCUCUCACGAAUCGCGAGUGCUGCCGAUGAAGAAGCCAGCGAGGUUGCAGCUUCUGAGGAGGCGGCCAAAGAGAGAGCAGAGGGCAAAGAUCCAUCAAGCGAAGGAGCUGCGGGAGACUCUGCCAGUGGAGCGACCAGCAAAACAUCUGAAGCAAGCGACACAACACAAAGCAGCUCUGACUGCGCAGCGUCGGCUGGUGAGACUGAAGGCUGCCAAAUCUCUACAAACAAGGACUCAGAAAGCACAAGCAGCCAGUCUGUGAGCACAGUGACUGCACAAACGAGCUACAUGGAUCCAAGAGUUGACAACAGGAACAACAACAGCAGUCAGGCCAUUUUAUCAGAGGUUUCCCUGCAGGCAGAGAGCAGUCUGACAGACAAGCUGGUGGUGUCAGUGGAGGAGAGGCUUUACAGCGGCCUGCGGAGCGCAGAGAAGCUCAGCCAGGGAGGAUCAGAGCGUGUGCUGACUGCGUCUCACACUGCCUCACCUGGAUUCAACCCCAUUUAAUCUUUUAACAUCCUCUCCAUCACUUUAUUUCAGAUCUAUUGUCUGUAGACCAAACGUCUGAACACAAAGGUCUGCAGCAUCUCAUGUGUUAGAUACUGUCAGUUUCUUCGUCUUCUAAAGGACAGAAUUAUCUUCUCGAUGGCCAGUCUAUUCAAGCAUCUCCACUCAGACCUUAACUGCCACUGUGAUGCCAUGUGACAUGUGAUGCACCUUUCUAUUGGUUAUCAUUCUUCAAAAUCAAAUGCACCCAUCGCAGAGCUUAGAAACUAUAGACCCAUCAUUAGAAAACUUCAAUAUUUUCAGACUUAACUGUGAAUUUUUAGCAUGCUACUGUAGGUCAAAACAAUGUGUGUGUGAAUACUGUACAGUUUUAAGUCUAAAACAAAAAGCACUUUGGCAGGAAGAAAGAUGAUGAUGGCGUUUGUCACCCAUUUCUCUCAUUUUAAAACCAUAUUAUCCUCAAGUGUCCUUCUCGUCUCGAUCAUCAUGAGCGUAAAUGUGUGCGAGACCUGCUGUGUUUGUAUCUGCCGAAAGGAAGAGGAAGACCGUGUUAAAAUGCUUCAGUGCUUGCAGCCAACGAACAUCAUAUCAGCAGAUCUGGAGAUAACGCACUAUAUGUCAUAAAAGUAAAAACAGAUGGGAUGCCCAGAUGGUACAGUCAACACAGUGGUGGGAAAAUGUGCAUCAGAUAGUUGUAUUUGAACAGUUUUUGUUUUGUUAGUCAUCUGUCCCUGUUACACAUCUUAAUCAAGGAGGUGGUAUCCAGAAGCUUCCGUGGGCUCUACUGGAGUGUUGCUGGGACUCUGCUGAGGGAAAACUGACAGAUGAUGUUUAAAGUGACUGACUCAGGAGCCUCUCAGGCCUUUAGACAGAUGGUCCGGUGACAGAGAGUUGACACUGUGAAACGUAGAGGUAGAAACUGAAAAGCAGCAGCACUGUUUGUUCUCAAAUCCCAGCAAGAAAGGGAUAAAACUCGCUGUGCAUUGCCAAAUCAGAGCGUGAUAUUCUAUAUUUUCGCUGUCAACAAAUCCAGUGAAAAACUCACAAUGAACUGAUCCAACUACGCCUCAGAGCUAAUUCUUUCAGAACUCCAUUGUUGUCUAAAAACUAUGAGAUACACAUCAGUGAGCCACAUGGUUGGACUGUGCAACAUGUUCUUUCAUUACAGUGAACACAGCCAUUAAAUCUGAGCUACAAAUGAAUAUUAAUCUCACAAUGCACUAUUUAUUAAAAGCGACAGAGCCCAGGAAAUUACCUGACCUUUAAAAAAUAUGUUGCUGUUGACUUCUGGAGACACCAGUGGAUUUUAUUACAGAGCAGGAACGUAUUGAAGAAAACACUGAAUGAACUCUAGAUUGCUCUUUUCAUGAGAUUUUCCAGCAUGAAGGCAAAAGAAUAUUUUGGGUAUUCUGAAGAGGUUCUCUAAAGUGCACCAAAAAAAGCUUUAAAUUAGCCCAGGCUUAUGGAGGGGUGUGUGUGUUCUGUGGUAGAAAAAAAUCUUUAUUUUUGACAUUUACGAUCAAAUCUAAGGAUUAAUAAAUAAUGGAAACUGAUUGGUGAGUUGGCUUUUCUUGAAUAUAGAAGCCAGUUGAAGAUCAGAAACUGUAAUCAAAACCUGUCCCCAAAAAUGUAAAAAUAUUCAAUAAAACAUUAUCAACAUGCACAUUUUAACAAAGCUCUUGGUUUAAUAAUCCAGUUUCAGUUCUUUCUACCUCAUAACCCUUGUGAGCCUCAACAGUAGUCAUGCUUUCUUUCAAACGAUCAUUUUGUCCUCUUAAGCAGUGCAGCUCCCAGUGAUUUUUACUGCACAGGGAAGAAGCAAAUCCUCACAUCAGAGACGCUCCAACCAGAGGAAGUUUAUUUGAUCUAUAGGAGGUUUUCACGUAUCAAAAGAUCUCAGAUUGAACAGCUUUUCACUCUCUUCUAAGUGCUCUGCGUCUCUUCGCCAUCAGCUGCAGGUUUUAAUACGCGAUGAAGACGGUCACCUGGGUAACUGCUAUGGUUGGUACAGCGUGUCCCUUUUUUUAUUUCCUUGAAGAGACUUAUGUUCGAGCUACAAUGUGUAUCUUAUGAAAUCUGUGUCUUUGUCCUCAUCCAUGGUGAACCAUCUGCUUUAUUGUAAAAUGAAUAGGGCAAGAAAAUUUAAACGUCUUGCAGCCUUGAGGAAGGCCAGACUUUGUGGGACCAACUGAGGCAAACAUCUCAAUGUGGACAGAUUUUCUGAAUUAAAAAAAACAACAACAAAUAACAAAA